CCAAGCCCAAGCCCGUCAUCUCAGCUGUGGCGCCCGCCCCCCUCCUCUGCCGAAGCCAUUCCGCCCGUCAACUACCGCAAGCGCCGAAGCCAAGGGAUUUUAACACGCCAACUCUAAGUGUGCUCGGACCUCGGGGGCCGGCGCAUGGCUAGUUGGUUGGAUCUCUUUUGCACUACAACCACCAACGGUACUGAUCGUCACCCGAGACGAAAAGCAAGAAAUGAAAAGAAAGAGCCGCCGUGAAACGCGCAAUCUCUGUCUCCCGCCUCCCCUCUACUAGCACUAUGGUACAGGCGUUUUCGGCGCUCGGCAGGUCGAGCUUGUAGUGGAUAAAGACCCUCAUGAUCCCUCGCUCACAACGCACUCGGGUUGCGAAAACGGUGAAAUGAAAGAAGAAGGCGAGGCGUUGCGCUGACUGCUCUUUACCGUCAAUAUGGACAACGUGGACGUGGCGCCGGUCUCCUUGUAUACGCUCCCUACCAGUCCGGCCGCUUGGGACCGGAUUGGCAUCUUCUUCAUCUGCUAUGCCUGCAUCUGGACAACUCUCGUCUUCUCGGGCAUGGCCUUUUGUUGGUUCAACCGCCACCAUCCCGUCCUCAGGAUCCGCGGUCUGCCGCUGUCAUUCACUGCCAUUACCUUCCUUCACGCCUACUGGAUUCUUGCGCAGAUUACGUAUCCCAUUGGCAGGACGAUCCCGGUCAUUCUCGCAUAUGAUAUACAGUACUUCUUCAUGGGCAUGUGGUUCCCGCUCGGAAUCGCCCUUUUCCAUGCUUCCAACACCCGUUUCCUUCACAUCGCCAAGCUGCAGAGGCAGUUUACCCACCCCGAGCUCAGGUAUCGCGCGGGAUGUGACGGCGCCAAGUCAUCAUGGCUCUGUCGCCUAAGAAACAUGCGCUACACGAGAAGGGUCAUGAUACUCAUCGGCUUUGGCAUGGUCCUACAGGUUCUCCUCACCGUCGGCAUGUGGCUUGCUUGCAAAAAGUACCACCCGACGUACGGCAUCCCUGGCACUGAGCUGCACGGUGCUACCAUUCCGGAACAACUCGAAGAUCUAGGCCGCGGAUGGGAGUGGUGGCCUUCUGUCCUCUGGCAGGUCAUAUGGACUUGGAUUGUGGCACCCAUUCUUAUCUGGCGGGCGUGGGGUAUCCGUGACACCAUGGGAUGGCGCACGCAGACCAUCGGUUGCUGUCUCUCAAAUCUUCACGCAACGCCCAUGUUCCUCAUCGCAUCUUACGUGCCUGCUUUUCGAAAAGUCAACCCAUAUUUUACGCCGAGUCAAUGGAUUCACCUAUCAAUCUUCAUGUUUGAGAUCUUCACCGUGUUUGUGCCCGUCUUUCAAGUGAUUCGACUCCGCAUCCUUAGCAAGAAAGCCAAGGACACAAACAGUAAAUGGGAAACCGGAUCGCAAACCACGACUCUUCGCACUUCUACCUCGGCUGAGUGGCAGAAGGCAUCGUCCACCAGCCUGGUGGAAAAGGGACAGUCUCUAGACUAUCUCGACGAGAGGCUAGGUGAUCGCCUGCUGACUAUGGGGGCCUUGGAGCACGUCCUCAGCGAAAACCCAGGACCACUUCAGGAGUUUUCCGCGCUGUGCGACUUCUCUGGAGAAAACAUUGCCUUCUUGACGACGCUCUCCGUAUGGCAGACUUCUCAUACAAACGCCUUUGACCAAGAAAGCCGGCUCGAAUCCUACAACCGGGCGCUUGAGAUUUACAUCGACUUUGUUAGCCCUCGAGACGCCGAGUUCCCGCUCAAUGUGUCUUCCACGGAUCUCAAGCCUCUUCAGGACGUCUUCGAAAAGGCAGCGAGAAUAGUUUGUGGCGAGGGACGAAACGACUCGGCCACGCCUUUCGACAUGGAUCCGGCGCCUACCAGCAGGGCACUUAGCAGCUUGGUGACCUACACGGGCGAGGUUCCCCAAGCAUUCCAUGUCGGUAUAUUCGACGCGGUGCAGUGUCACGUAAAGUACCUCGUCUUCACUAACACUUGGCCCAAGUUCGUGGAGGAGAUGCAGCAGCAGCGCAGGAGGUCCAGUGAUACGGCGAACAGCGACUUGACUGCGUCGUCGGAGAAGACGCUGGCGAGCAAGGUUUCAAGUCAGCUAUCGGGUCUGUUCCGGUCCCUUUGGUAAUAAUACACACAUAUCGUGUGCGGAGUGGCCCCUACGG
Messenger RNA from Purpureocillium takamizusanense, 2168 nucleotides. RefSeq lists its product as uncharacterized. The record is from RefSeq and is a predicted model, not a curated record. The transcript has 5 exons. Lineage: Eukaryota; Fungi; Ascomycota; Sordariomycetes; Hypocreales; Ophiocordycipitaceae. Bases 434 to 2131 code for a protein of 565 amino acids.